Molecule: messenger RNA, 1126 nt
Organism: Haplochromis burtoni (Burton's mouthbrooder)
Lineage: Eukaryota; Metazoa; Chordata; Actinopteri; Cichliformes; Cichlidae
Product: apoptosis regulator BAX
Biological process (GO): extrinsic apoptotic signaling pathway in absence of ligand; intrinsic apoptotic signaling pathway in response to DNA damage; mitochondrial fusion
Cellular component (GO): mitochondrial outer membrane
Molecular function (GO): protein heterodimerization activity; channel activity; protein homodimerization activity
Source: RefSeq, a predicted model, not a curated record
GAAGGCAACACUCUCAUUACCAUGGCAACCACCUACUGGCCUCCGGUCAAGCCUGAAGAGUUAGAGAAAGGGGCUAGAGUGCAUUUUAUAGCACCAGAUUUAUGUCCCUGUUUUCGUCAUUUCGAGCGGAUUGGAGACCAAAACAACCAAUCAGUUUUUUUUUGCAUCCAAGUCUGUGAUUGGCUGGUUUUGUGGCACAAAUAUAACGGUGUACAGAAAGAGUUGAGCGCGCAUGGGCAGAAAUGUUGAGAGCGCGAGCAACACAACGCGAGGAAGCGCCAAUGCAAAAACUGAGGAGAGGGGCUGCUGUGUGCGUGUGUGGAUAAUAGCAAACACUGAAAUACAGUUUUUGCACGCAGGAAUGCUUUUCUUUUGAGCUUUUCUUUUGAGCUUUUCUUCGCUCAAAAUAAAUUUCUCCUGAAAAUGCAACACUUGCACCUGCAAACUUUUUUUUACGUGCGCUCAGAAUAGUGGCACAAAAAUAACGACACAUCCGGGGAUUCUGAGCGUACUCGGGCGGCGACUGAUGACGUUGACUGAUCGGGAUUGGGCUGUGGGUUUGUUACAGUUGUCGGCUUUUCUAACUUCGACGAAACUCCAGCUGACGCGUGCUGGUGGUAAAUUGUUUUUGUUUAGGUGUUUUUUUUGUUUUGUUGUUGUGUUUUGCUUAGUUUAAUUAAUCAGACAAAGGUUCAUGUAACUUCAGAGGAAGAAGCGGCAGAGUUUGUUCAGGAAGUUUCGCAUUCAUUAAACUCUUCAAACCAUGGCGUGCGCGGUGAACGGCAUGUCAGAUGAGAGAAUCGGGGAAGCCCUGAUCAAAGAAGUCAUAGAGGAAGAGCUGAAGGAUGUGCCCUCAGAGGAUGUCCCGCCUCUCACUCCACUGGCUGUGGAGGGGAAGACUGAGCAGGAGGAGAAGCUGGUCAAGCAGCUGAGCAAAAUGAUACGUAUCGUCGGUGACAGAGUGCAGCAUGACCAAGAGUUUCAAGAUGUGAUAGAUGGUGUGGCUUCUGGCUCUGGCUCCAAGUCAGAGAACUUCAGACGAGUGGCAGACAAAGUGUUUGAGGACGGCAUCACCUGGGAGAGAAUCGCUGUGCUCAUCUAUGUAGCCGGCAGGCUUGCUGUCAAG